Molecule: messenger RNA, 1763 nt
Organism: Solanum pennellii
Lineage: Eukaryota; Viridiplantae; Streptophyta; Magnoliopsida; Solanales; Solanaceae
Product: putative UDP-glucuronate:xylan alpha-glucuronosyltransferase 4
Exons: 2
Coding region: 26-1693 (555 amino acids)
Biological process (GO): xylan biosynthetic process
Molecular function (GO): glycosyltransferase activity
Source: RefSeq, a predicted model, not a curated record
CAAAAAACACACAAACACACACACAAUGGCACUCACAAAGUCAAAAUCAUAUACACUUUCUCUCAUAUUUCUCUCCAUAUUCCUCCUCUACCUAACUCUAACUUGCAAAUUAAGACCAAAAAAUCAUGAUAUUCCAAUCUCAAACCUAGAAAAACCAACUUUUAGACAAAAUAUUGUUAUGCCCAUGGAACAUUUCACUAGUAAACCUCAAUGGUUUCAACUUUUACAAGACGAAAUCAAGGAUAAAUCAACACUAAAAAUUGGCCUAGUCAACCUUGAUGAUGUCUCGUUUUUCGACUACGUUGGAUUGCACGGGGCGAAAAAUAUGGAGACGUUGGAUGUAAAAUUCCCUAAGGUUUCGAAUAAAAUUAAGUGGAAAGACUUAUUUCCAGAAUGGAUUGAUGAAAAAGAGGUAUCAGCCAAGCCUACUUGCCCAGAAAUCCCAAUGCCAGUGUUCGACAAGUACGAUGAAUUGGAUGUGAUCAUUGCAAAGGUUCCAUGUAAGCACGUAGGGAUGGAUGUUUCUAGGGAUGUUUUUAGGUUACAAGUUAACUUAGUGGUAGCUAACUUGUUGGUAAAGAUUGGUGGUUUGAAUAAAAAUCGACCCGUUUACGCGGUGUUUAUAGGCGAUUGUGGGCCCAUGUGGGAGAUUUUCCGAUGUGAAGACAUGUUGUUGCAUGAAGAGAAUUUAUGGGUUUAUAAACCUGAGUUAAUAAGGCUGAAGCAAAAAAUUCUCAUGCCUGUUGGUAGUUGUCAGCUUGCUCCUCCAUUUCCAGAACAAGAACAAGAAUCUUGGAAGAGUUACCCGGUAUCAGCACUGGACAAAACGUUCCACAAACCAAGAGAGGCAUAUGUGACAGUUAUACAUUCCUCAGAAGCUUAUGUUUGUGGAGCAAUAGCUUUAGCACAAAGCAUUAUUCUAACCAACUCAACAAGAGACCUUGUUCUACUAGCAGAUGACUCAAUUUCACCAAAAUCUCUUCAUGGUCUCAGAGCAGCAGGAUGGAAAAUCAAGAAAAUCAAAAGAAUAAGAAGUCCACAUGCCCCAAAAAACGCGUACAACGAAUGGAAUUACAGCAAGCUAAGGAUAUGGCAACUCAUAGAAUAUGACAAAGUCAUAUUCAUCGAUUCAGAUUUCGUUGUUUUCAGAAACAUUGAUCACUUCUUUUCGUAUCCAGAACUAUCAGCCGCUGGAAACGAUGGUUACAUUUUCAAUUCAGGUGUUAUGAUCAUUGAACCAUCAAAAUGCAAGUUUCAAACUUUAAUGAACAAAAGGUUUGAAGUAGAUUCUUAUAAUGGGGGCGAUCAAGGUUUUCUAAAUGAAAUGUUUGUGUGGUGGCAUAGAUGGCCUACUAAGCUAAAUACACUCAAGAUAUUUGUAAAUUCAAAUCAUCGCCAUCUUCCUGAUGAUUCAUACACCGUGCAUUAUUUGGGAUUAAAGCCAUGGUUGUGUUACGAGGAUUAUGAUUGCAAUUGGGAUAAAAUGGAAUCGCAAAUAUUUGCGAGUGAUUCAGCUCAUGGGAGAUGGUGGAAAGUGUACAAGAAAAUGUCAAUGGAACUUAGGGAAUAUUGUGCAUUGACACCACAAAUGGAUGCAAGGAUCGUAAAAUGGAGGAGAAAAGCUAAAAAAGCUAAUUUUUCAGAUGGACAUUGGAGGAUUCAAGUGAAAGAUCCAAGAAAACUUUCCAAUUGAUGAUUAUUUGAUUAAUAAUCUAACGAGAGAUAAAUUCAAAUCAUGUAUACUAACAAGUAACAAUUUCCCU